AAUCGAUAUAAAGUUAAUUAUUUCUGGAGGCUUCUGAUUUGUACGGAGUAUGACGUCAUUGUGGGUUAUUUCAAGUCAUCUCGUUCCAAUUUGUUUAUUUAUCUUUCUCACAACGGCAGUUAUCGGAAGAAGGCCAACACGAAACGAAGUUCCGCCAACUGAAAUAGACGGCAACGGUUGUGAAUGUGUUUGGACGCCAUGGAUGAAUAACGACGAUUAUGACGCAAAUGUUGGAGACAAUACAACUUAUGAUAAAUUACGUGGUUCAUAUGACUUCUGUGAAAAACCAAGGGACAUAAAAUGCAGAGACAGCUUACGAUGGGAAGUACCGUAUCACUUACUUCGAUUGAAACACACAAUAUGUGACGUUGAGAUCGGUUUAAGAUGUGUUUCAAUACCUCGCUAUAAAGCUCGUGGAAGAAGAACGCACUUUUGCAGUGAUUAUGAAAUCACAGUUCAAUGCUGUCAUUGCACUACGACAACUAAAGAACCGAAAACGACUGUUGCUAUAACAACUGCAUCGAUGGAAAAACCGGAAAAAAUAAUUCUGGGGAUUCACGAUACCGGUCAUGGGAUUUUCGAAGGAAAUACCAACUGGGCUGACUCAGAGUCAAAUAAAACGAUGCCGGAAAGUAAAUCAAGCUCGAAUGAAGACGGCGAAGUCGUUCCUCUGGCAGUAAUAUUGGUGAUUGUAUUCGGAUGUAUUGCUGUUAUUGCUUUCAGUUUGAUCAUCUGGAUGAUAAUGACAAAAGGUUUCUUCAUGACAAACAGAAAAAGAUUUUCACACGACGAGUAUUAUCAAGAGGCACCAAUGGAAAUAAUUCGAACGCCGAUUAAAUUACCUGACAAUCACCCAGAAAAACACAAAGUCGCCUUCGCUCGAACAAAUUCAAGUUCGUACAGUGACUACAUGACGUCAUCAUCUGAUGACGAAGGUUAUCGCAGUCGGCCUUCGAAAAAUCGAAAACGAAAAAAGACCAAAAGACAAAGAGAUCGAAAUUUAAACAAUGCUAAUAAUCGUUCGGAUUACACAAGCGAUAGUUUUGAAUUUCCAACUUUGGACUCGAGGUCACCGCCAGAAGAAAAUAGCGAUGAAGGAAGACUAAGAAAAUGGUUUCCAGACGAAUAUGAAAGAUCUCAGCAACAAAAACGUCAACAACAACGAAGUACAAAAAGCAAACUAAUGUUUAACACGAGUAAUAGAAAAAGUAUUCCAUACAUGGACAACGAUUCAUGAUAUUUUCAUUAAAGACAAUUAUGGUGAUAUCUCUAGCGCAGAAACUGAUCAAUUGAAUGCCUGAUGUUCAAAUUAUAUAAAUAAUACAACUCAGUUGAUUGCGAUAAUACCUCGAAAAUUUAUCUUUAUAUAUAAGUUCCACGAUGCUCUUAAUUUAAAGAGUCGAAAACAUACUGACAUCGUCAUAAAAAAAAUAAUUGAAUACCCAUAGGAGUAAUGCAAAAGCAGUCAAAGCUCAAGGUACAUUUCCACUGGCCAAAACCAAUGAUGGGUACUCCCGUAGUAUGUGUACCAGGUUAGGGUUAGGGCAAAAUUUUAUUCCGAUUUUCCUUAUUUUAGUUCAGUACGAGUCCUGGGACCGUCUGUCUUAGCCAAUCAAAUAUACCCACUAUCCAUAGCCUUCCGUCGUUUUACACAACUUGAUGUAAAGUAGGCAGAAUUAGUUACCUCCGUAUUGGUACACAUACUUCUGGAGCGCCCAAUGCAAACCCCAAAUGUAAGGCCGGUUGCCAGGUGCGGUUCAAGUUAUUCAUUUGCUGUGGUCUUCUAACGUCACAGACACAAAACAAUAACUGAUACGAUGAUAUUACAAUUCUCCAGGAACUGGUUCGAGCGAACGCGUGGGAGGUAACCUGCCAAAUCUCAUUACUGGCUCAUUUUUCUCGUUUUUACCGUAUUGCAUCGAAUCUUUAUUUUCAACCCAAACACAAAUAAACGUAGCAAUUUGAAAUAAUUUUGACCUAAAUUCGCAGUUUAAUUUUUUGUGAAAAUACAUUUUUUUUAUUACUGCAUGUAAUAUAAUAAAUGAUUUAUCUGACAAACUUCUUAUAUGAUCAUUGCGUAGGCAAACUACAUAUUAAUACGCUCAUUCACUGGCAUAAAACUAUGAUGUUAUAUU
Styela clava is the source of this 2135-nucleotide messenger RNA. RefSeq lists its product as uncharacterized. NCBI's taxonomy places the organism in Eukaryota, Metazoa, Chordata, Ascidiacea, Stolidobranchia, Styelidae. The record is from RefSeq and is a predicted model, not a curated record.